CAGAUCCCAUCCUCAUCCCUUCAUUCGCCUCUCCUGCCCCUGCCUGCACCGUUGCAGAGGUGGGGGUGGGAGGGGCGAGUCGUGUGAUUUACCCAGGAUCCCAGGCGAGCCCUGGGUUCGACUUCCUUCUCCAGCCUCCUUCCCCACCCGAGCCUGAGCAAAUGCUGCGUUAACCAGCCUUGCUGGGUGGUCACAUGGUUUGCUGCUGCCUCCCCUGGUAGCUGCCGCUUGUCAGCAGCUGGCGGAGCUGGAGGCUGCAGGCCCCUGGCUGCAGAAAGCCUUUUCCUCCCGAAUACUGGGGGUGUGGAGGCCCCGCCUCUUUUUUCUGCACUUUGCACCAUCUGGCUGACUAAAUGGUUGUCCUCUGUACCAAGCAGGCUCCCAAACCAUCCAAGGAAAUUGGCUCUGACUAGGUCAUGUUUGCAUUGGAAGAAUUCAGGGCUGCCUCUGCAUCGUCCCUGGUUUUCUGUCGCAUUCUCAGCAGUGAACAGAGUAUCUGCCAAGCCCGGGCUUCCGUGAUGGUCUACGAUGACACCAGCAAGAAGUGGGUGCCCCUCAAGCCCGGCCAGCAGGGAUUCAGCCGGAUCAACAUCUACCACAACACUGCCAGCAACACCUUCCGCGUCGUGGGAGUCAAGCUGCAGGAUCAGCAGGUUGUGAUCAAUUAUUCAAUCGUGAAAGGGCUGAAGUACAAUCAGGCAACGCCAACCUUCCACCAGUGGCGAGAUGCCCGCCAGGUCUAUGGCUUAAACUUCGCAAGUAAGGAAGAGGCGACCACCUUCUCCAACGCCAUGCUGUUCGCCCUGAACGUCAUGAACUCCCAGGAAGGAGGCCCCUCCACCCAGCGUCAGGUGCAGAAUGGCCCCUCUCCUGAUGAGAUGGACGUCCAGAGAAGACAAGUAAUGGAGCAGCAGCACCAGCACCGCCAGGAGUCCCUGGAGAGAAGAGCCUCUGCCACAGGGCCCCUCCUCCCACCGGGGCACCCCUCAUCUGCAGCCAGCGCCCCACUCUCCUGCAGCGGGCCUCCGCCCCCGCCCCCACCCCCUGUGCCGCCUCCCCCCACCGGGGCCACCCCACCGCCCCCACCCCCACUGCCAGCCGGAGGAGCCCAGGGGGCCAGCCACGACGAGAGCUCCGUGUCAGGACUGGCCGCCGCGCUGGCUGGGGCCAAGCUGAGGAGAGUGCAGCGGCCAGAAGAUGCGUCUGGAGGCUCCAGUCCCAGUGGAACCUCCAAGUCCGACGCCAACCGGGCGAGCAGCGGGGGCGGGGGAGGAGGCCUCAUGGAGGAGAUGAACAAGCUGCUGGCCAAGAGGAGAAAAGCAGCCUCGCAGACAGACAGGCCUGUGGACAGAAAGGAGGACGAAAGCCAAACGGAAGAUCCUAACACCUCGCCUUCUCCAGGGACACGGGCAGCCAGCCAGCCUCCUAACUCAGAGCCUGGCCGGAAGCCCUGGGAGCGGAGCAACUCGGUGGAGAAGCCUGUGUCCUCCCUCCUGUCCAGAAGCCCGUCCUUGGCCAAGAGCCCUGAAGCUAAGAGCCCCCUUCAGUCGCAGCCUCACUCUAGGAUGAAGCCCGCAGGGAGCGUGAGCGACGUGGCCCUGGAUGUCUUAGAUCUGGACCGGAUGAAACAGGAGAUCCUGGAGGAGGUCGUGCGCGAGCUGCACAAGGUGAAAGAGGAGAUCAUUGACGCCAUCAGGCAGGAGCUAAGCGGGAUCAGCACCACGUGAGGUGGCCGGCAGCACCACACAGAGACGCCGGGACGGCAAGGAGCCCCCGCAGGACCACGCCAGUCUCGGCUGUGACGACCGCCGGUCACCCCGAGGACGCGGGUCAGCUCCUGGACUGCCCGAGACGCCGUCUGACCCGGAGCACCAGGCCCACUCGUCUUUUUUGUACUUUAUAUUUGCUUAUUUAAGUGUGCGUUUCUUUCGGUUUAUAGACAAGACGCCCUCGAAUCACUGCUUCAUUAGACGGUUUCCAAGUUCUCUCCUAGGGGAUGCUGGUAGCGUCUCCACACAGCAGAGCUGGCCCAGCACAGCUCUGUCCCCGGCCAUCAUGGUGUUGAAAGGUCUGUCCACGCACCAGUGUCUGUGUCCACACGGUAAUAAACGGCUCACUGUCCACA
Molecule: messenger RNA, 2125 nt
Organism: Oryctolagus cuniculus (rabbit)
Lineage: Eukaryota; Metazoa; Chordata; Mammalia; Lagomorpha; Leporidae
Gene: EVL
Product: Enah/Vasp-like
Biological process (GO): protein homotetramerization; positive regulation of actin filament polymerization; actin polymerization or depolymerization
Cellular component (GO): cytoskeleton
Molecular function (GO): profilin binding; SH3 domain binding; actin binding
Source: RefSeq, a predicted model, not a curated record